Anopheles gambiae (African malaria mosquito) is the source of this 6899-nucleotide messenger RNA. RefSeq names its product serine/threonine-protein phosphatase PP1-beta catalytic subunit (gene flw). Gene Ontology annotation, cellular component: cytoplasm; nucleus. Bases 1296 to 2363 code for a protein of 355 amino acids. NCBI's taxonomy places the organism in Eukaryota, Metazoa, Arthropoda, Insecta, Diptera, Culicidae. Gene Ontology annotation, molecular function: protein serine/threonine phosphatase activity. The transcript is spliced from 8 exons. The record is from RefSeq and is a predicted model, not a curated record.
CCGUUCGCAACCGUGGGCCAUUGUGCUUCGCUUGGAAAACACUCUACACGCAAACACUCUCAGGACAGGGUCCCGCAAAAAAGGUGUGUGCACUGCCCUGCGGAGUAGUGAGUCUCUUUUUCAUCUCUUCCCCUCGAGGCAACGAUAGAAAACGGUGCUCGGACGUGUGAAAAAUCACAGUCAAAGUGGUUCGCUCUGCUUCCCGCUGGAUUCCUUUCGUUGCGUGUCGUACGGUGAGGUGAGGCGUGGAUCCAAUCGCCGACAGCUCGAGUGAUGUAAUGAGUGUGUGAAGAUUUUCAACCCCACAGCAGAAGAAAAUCAACCAGCAAGUGAGCAAGAAAAACCCCAGCGGGAACACCGCAUCAUCGCCGGCUUUUUUUUGGGGAUUGUUAUUAAUAAAACAGCACAACCCCGGUGUGAGGGUUUUCUCCCCCCACUCUCCUGUGUGUGUGUGCGUGUCUGUGUGUAUGGUUGCUGGUGAGACGAUUGUUUUUCGCGUACGCAAUCAGCUAAAUUCGUCGUCCGUCACCGGGCCGCCCUAUCCCCAGGGGUUUGCGCACGUGCGUUCUUGUGUGUCAGCCAAUGUGUACGUGAGUGUGCGUGUGCCCGUACCGUGUGCCUGCGUGUGGAUAAAAGAAUUGUGGUCCCGAGAAUUUUAAUCUCCACCAAAUCACCAACCCCGGCAGAAGGUCUAGCAAAAAGGGCUACACCCGAGCAGCAGCAGCCCCAACCGCAUCGUAUGCGUGUACGUUUGCUUGAGAGCGUUAGAAGAGCAGUGUGUGUGUACGUGUGUGUGUGUCAUCGUAAUGUGAUGGAACUGUUGCGCGUUGUGUCAGUGCUGUAAUACGUGCUCAACCAUCCAAGUAGUCAGCUUUUCGGCAGGCAACAGAGAACACUUUUGACGGCGAACCCGAACGCAAUUAGGGAAGCGAGGAAGGCCGCGACGCUAGAACGACCCGUUUUUCCGUCGAUCCAUUUUCCCGAAGUGUCCAAAUUUACGCAUUGUGUUCCGCAGAGGCUGAAAACUGUUGCGGGGGCAGACAGAGAGAGAGAGUAGGAGAGAGUAUAAUUUCAUCGCAUCGCCCGGUAGAGGUUCAAACAUCCACCGGCCAGUUAAGCAGAGCAUUGUGUGAUUUUGUGAGCGCUUGUGAGUGUGUGUGUGUGUGUGUGUGUGAAAUCGUGUCAAGAAGGAUUUCCUGCGGCGGAAAACUAAACCUCGAGAGCGGACACCGCUGCGCAAACUAUCAAAGCUUCGUGACACACCCACCACCCACCGGGACCGCUGCGCUACUACGAUGGGCGACUACACGCUGGAUGUGGACAAUCUGAUUCAGCGACUCCUAGAAGCCCACAAACUGCAGCAGCAGCAGGCACAAGAGUCCCGGAAAAAGGGCAAACUGAAAGAGAUAUUCUCCCACGAUUUCAUGGUUCGGGGAUGUCGUCCAGGAAAAUCGGUACCUAUGCCAGAGGAAGAAAUUCGUGCGCUAUGCUUAAAAUCUCGUGAAAUUUUCCUACAACAACCAAUCCUGUUGGAACUGGAGGCUCCACUUAAAAUCUGUGGUGACAUACACGGCCAGUACACAGACUUGCUGCGACUGUUCGAGUACGGUGGAUUCCCCCCGGAGGCCAAUUAUUUAUUCUUGGGAGAUUACGUGGACCGAGGCAAGCAGUCGCUGGAAACGAUCUGUCUCCUGUUAGCGUACAAAAUCAAGUAUCCGGAAAACUUUUUCCUGCUGCGCGGAAAUCACGAGUGUGCCAGUAUUAAUAGGAUAUAUGGUUUCUAUGACGAGUGCAAGCGGCGGUACAAUGUGAAGCUGUGGAAAACAUUCACGGACUGUUUCAAUUGCCUGCCGAUCGCUGCCAUCAUUGAUGAGAAAAUCUUCUGCUGUCACGGAGGUUUAAGUCCGGAUUUGAACCAUAUGGAACAAAUCAAACGCAUCAUGCGACCAACAGAUGUUCCCGAUACGGGCCUACUGUGCGAUCUGCUGUGGAGCGAUCCGGACAAAGAUGUGAAAGGAUGGGGAGAGAACGACCGUGGCGUUAGCUUCACGUUCGGCGUAGAUAUUGUGGCAAAGUUUCUGCUAAUCCAUGAGCUGGAUCUCAUCUGCCGGGCGCAUCAGGUCGUGGAGGACGGGUAUGAGUUCUUUGCCCGGCGAUCGCUGGUGACGCUGUUCUCUGCACCGAACUACUGUGGUGAAUUUGACAAUGCCGGCGGCAUGAUGUCGGUCGAUGCAAAUUUAAUGUGUUCGUUUCAGAUUUUAAAGCCGUCGGAAAAGAAGGCUAAAUAUCAGUACAGCGGUACUAACAACCAGCGACCGCAGACGCCCCAGCGCAAUCAGAAUCCAACCAAUAAACGGAAAUAAUAAUUUCUCUCCCUUCUCAACCGCUACCUGACGAGACGCAGCAGCAAGAAGAAGUCAUCGCAGACGGCCAGUUCGUCCGCAAACACCGCUACCAAUGCCACUAACGAUUCUACCAUUGCCGUUUGUAACGAUGAAAUGCUAACCGGGACCUCCGUACCGUACGAUCCUGCGGCCGAGCAUCUGGCGCACUGCCAGGACCACGAUCGAGUUAACACAGUGAACGGCAAUACGGCAUCAGCAGCAGCAGCUGCAACAUCAUCAUCUACGGGCGUUGCAUCAGCACCGUCCGGCGCUGGUGUACCAUCGUCUUCGAUGUCGCUGAAACAUGUUCCAAUAAAAGCAAUAGUAUUUUCGGACGAAUCUUUGCCAAGUAUCGAUGGCGGUACGGCUUCGUCGCAUUUACGCCCUGCUACACCUUCGUCCCUUCGUCCGAAUGCUUCACUGACUGACCGGUGCUUGAAAGCUGCGGAGGAGGAGGAGGAGGAAGAAGAUUGUUCCUUACCUUCCCCACCACCUCCACCGUCGUUACAAACGGUACCAGUAAUGCAAAUGCAAGCGCUUCACUUACACCAGCCCGUCCCACAGUAUCAGCAGGAUCUAUCGCACGGCACGGACCGUUCCUGCUUUUCCCCACCGCCCACAGCGAUCGUGACCACCACUACUAGCCUGUUGCAUUCCACUGGAGCGCAUGCGAUACCGAGUGGACCAUCGGGUGCUAGUAGACAGUUACCUGCCUAUCCGCCGGCGGUGUCACUACCAAAGCCUACCCCUAUUUGGGUUGCAGCCGGAGUUCAGCAUCCAGCAGGUGGUAGCAGUAGUGUGAUUAGUAGUGGCGCGCUAGCCAGGGAACGGUCAGUGCCGGUCCAUGGCUAUUCGACCGCAUCUACCAUCGCCGUUGCUACUGGCAGUAAUAGCCCGGCAGUGGUUUCGACUGUGCCUAUUCUGCGCACCUUCGGUGCCUCGGCAGGCUCACGGCAAAAUUCCUUUGGCAGCUAAGGGCGUAGCACUUGGAUCGAUGCAAGGUGCAGUCCGCCUAAGCUACUGAAAACAAUUCUUCUGUUGUGGGUGUAUGGAAGCAAUAACCCUCUUCCCCCCCGGUGUACGUUAGUGGUGUACUUCGAAAGACAGUGUAAUGUUUGUGCAUAGAUCAAUAAUGAAACACAUUCUGCGGGAGUGAGGCGAAAACUGUUGCAAAAAGAAAGUCGGUCGAGAAUGUUGUUGGCAAAUGGCAAACGAUGCGGUUGGCAGAAGACGACGAUGACUAUCGCCCUGUGUUGCGGCAUAUAGGAAGCGAGUGAGAAUGUGAGAGAAUUCAAAAGGGAAAGAGAGAGAGAGAGAGAGAGGGAGAGAAAACAAAAAACAAGAUACAAUAAGCCCGUUGAGGUUAAUGAACACAAGGAAUGAUGAUGCGGGGCAAAGAAACAUAAUAACGUAGUUUUUAUCGCAUGAUAUUGUUAACAAAUAAACACACACAACAGCGCACCAUCAUCGGUAAAGCCGGAAGCUGUUUGCACACUGUGGGCGUGUUUUGUGUGCAGUAUGGGGCGAAAAGAAACACUGAUGUAAGAGAGCGAUGAUAAAACAAGCUUACUAAAGCGAUAGCAAUAGUAGAUUGCUAGGGCAAAAUAUGUGAAUUAAGCCGACAAAUGUAAUUUGCCAAAGUGGCACACACAGGGUUAGAAGAAAUAGGAAAGACAUGCAAGUGUAAAAUGUGUGGCAAGGAAAUAUGGAAACUCUUGAUCGUACCGGCAACUCUGUUAUCGAUAUCACAAGAGAUAGAGAGAUCGUAAAUAAACGAAACAGAUUGCAUGAAGACAUGCUGAGCCACAGCUGUAGUGCCAGCACAACAAGAACAACAACAAAAACAACAACAACAACAAGAAAAACAGCAAAAACAGCAUUGCGAGUGAAUGCAAAGAGUGAAAGCACACCUGCUUGUAGGGACAAACUAAGCAACCACGGUCAUAGUGUUAGAGCCACUCAUGUGUCUAUCUGAAGAGUGCACACACUUUCCAGCCACAGCUGCGUGAAGGUUGUAUUCUGUACUAUUAUUUAUGAACUCGAAGUGCAGGGAAAGGGCAGGAGAGAUGAUAUGUAAAGCAUCUGUAUUUAUAGUCUCGAAACCACGCGUACGGAAACAAAUCAUGCAUAACAUAUUCAGUGGUAGCGGGCAUAAUGUUAUCAUUCAACAUUGUGAGGGCAAAAUAUGAUUGGAAAUCAAUUCCAAAAUUGGAAAUGAAAUCGAUUCCCAUACAUAGCAUAGAUACGCAGAGAGAGAGAGAGAGAGUGCUCGAAGUGAGACAGCAGAGCGAGGGAAGAAGACAAAAUUAACGCGGAUCGUCUCCAUUAUUGGUGUGAUGGUAGAGGACAUAAUGGUAGUACAUGGGCGAAAAAUAAUGUGCAAAAUGCAAACACAAACUUCUGAACUGGACUGUGGAAUAUGUGCAUGCGCGUAUGAGAGAAUUAUAUAUAUAAAUGUAGAUAUACAUAUGCAUACCUAUACACACACCCAUACACACAUUACUCAAUACGCGAUGAUGGAAUACGGCAAUGCCGUGCAUAACAUAUGAGAGAAAGAGCGAGAGAGCGAAAAAGAGAGAGAGAGAUUUUCCGAUUAUUUUCGGUUGAUCGUUUUAUUGCCUUCUGGAAACUAAGUAGAAAUAUAUGUUCCACCCAAAUCAGCGGCGUGGGGAAGAUGGUACGCGCACUGUGAAGAGAUUAGUGAGAAAAAGAAAUGAAAGAUCAUCAAAUAUGAGACCGAUAUGAUGACCCCUAUCAAAGGUGUAAGGAAAGCACCGGUCAAGUAAAUAAUUUUGCCCCUGCAAAUAAGCUUGUUUAUGCGUGUGUGUGUGUGUGUGUGCGUGCAUUGAGAAAGUAUUCAUACUAGAGAUGGCAAAGCAUGAUUUAUAAAAGCACUGUAAAUCCCCCCCCCCCCCCCCCGAUAACAAUUCAAAUGCAAACUUUAGAACUUCAUCUAAACAAAAAAAAAAAAAAAUGCUUUAACUCCAGCUGCUCGUUUGGCGAAAGGAAUCGGUUUUGUUUUUUCAACAUGCGCGCAGCAUUGGCAGCAAACACAACUGUGCAUGCAUUUACACACCACCAAAGGGAAGUGCACGAGUAUACAACAGUGAUGAAAUGCAAUGAAGUAAAAUGGAUUAUUUUAACCCCGUUUAGAGCUAUUUUCCGUUCCAAAGAUGAAUUUAAAAUUUAGUUACUAUGAUGAUGACGUGUUUGUCUUGGCAAAACUGAGAACAACGGGAAAGAAAUAGGAAAAAUGAAAGUAUGUUUUGUUUGAAAGCUACUGUUGAAGAGAAGAUGAGCAACUGUCUUGAGUUGUUUAUGGUAUUGGAGUAAGGCGAAUAUUCACUUUUAAAGCUCAUAAACCCCAGGAAAUCAAAUCAGGAUAGUAUGCCGUUGGGGGUAAUAGAGUUGCCGGAUGGAGCUGUUUAAUAUGCAUAUUACCGUUUGGAUUUGGCAGAAAUGAGUCAUUUCUGCGCUAUUUUGUCGGACGCAAAUGCAGUCUUUCUUUUCUAUGUUAUUUUUGCUUCAAUUUACUAGCACCCAUGCACCGUUGUACCUCGAUUUGUAGUGGCGAACGGUACACCUUUCUCCUAUCGUAUUGAAAUGAAACCAUUCGAACCAUUUGAACCAUUGAAACCAUUCGAAAACAAACAUGGCUCUACCCGUUUCUCUGGCUGUGAACGAAGCACAUAUACAGUGGAAAAGAAUCGGAAAAAAAACAAAUGUACUAAAACUGUAUGGCAGUGGGGAGCUAUGGCGUUCCUUAUCCUCCACUGCUCAUUGCGUGUGUUUCCACUGGUACCAAAGCCGAACCAGCUAUCUAUUACCCUAGUGUGCACACCGGAAAGUCCAUUAAUUGUCUCCCGUUUUGUGAACGGUACGCUCGCUCGCUUGUCUCACCCAUGAAACUGAACCAUUUAUACACGUCACCGUUUGGAAGGCUUUUACAAACACCAUUUUUACAUUCGAUCAAUCGUCACGAGAGACAUAAACAGGGACAGGUGUAACAACAAGUGUGUAGCAGAGAAUCUAUCCUUUGCGUUGUUGAUGCUGAAUGCAAUUCAGCUUGAUCUUGAUUUAUAUCUCGAUCGUUUGCCCUACGCGAGCGCUUCUAUUUCCGUUUUCUAGUUGCAGAAAAAGAGUGUCUUUUUAUGUUGCUUUGUCCUUAUGCUAAAAUCAUCUUCUUCAAGUAACUCGUGUAACAGCAGGCAAGCAGCUAAUACACGCAUGAGAUGCGUAACGCGGUUAGGUUGCAUUCAAAUCGAGCAAAAGUAAGGGGAGGCAUAUAAAUUAGUAAGCAGACAAAGCAGUAAAACAAGUAACUUAUUAUAAUUAACAUAAUUCGGCAGCAGCAUACUGGGCACGGGCCGGCCGUCAGACAGUCGUGCUAUCACGCUUGCUGGCAGAGAAAAAGGGGGGCCGUACCCUGCGGAUGGACGCAGCGCAGCAUCCGGGCAAAUUAUGUUGGAAAGAAGAGCAAUGUAAUGAAUAAAGGAUCAUUAUUAAUAUUGAAAA